Molecule: messenger RNA, 1920 nt
Organism: Protopterus annectens (West African lungfish)
Lineage: Eukaryota; Metazoa; Chordata; Ceratodontiformes; Protopteridae
Gene: TBCCD1
Product: TBCC domain containing 1
Exons: 7
Coding region: 106-1779 (557 amino acids)
Biological process (GO): maintenance of centrosome location; maintenance of Golgi location
Cellular component (GO): spindle pole centrosome
Source: RefSeq, a predicted model, not a curated record
UUCCUUUUACGCAUGCGUUUUUGGUGAAAAUAAUAUGAAGUGGAGGUGAUUUGGUAAGAUAAACAGAUGAAAAUUGGACGGUGCUGUUAGCCCGGAGUCGCAGAAAUGGAGCCGUAUAAUGUCAACCUGUGGGUGAAGUCCGAGCCAUUUAUUGUGGGUGCUUUGCCGAUUCCACCACCUUCCAAGUUUAGUAUGUACUAUUUACGGAAGAUGGCAACCUAUGUACGUACCAGAGCAGAUGAUGGCUGUUAUCCGAAACUCUUCUGGCCCUUGUGGAGGCACAUUGCUUGUGGGAAGCUCCAGUUGGCAGAGGAUCUGGCCUGGCUUUAUUUUGAGACUUUUGAUAGUUUAGUAGAGCGAACUUCACAAGAGAGGCUAGAAAGGGCAGAGGCUAUGUCGAACUGCACCUCCAAUGAAGAAAUGGAGAAACUGAAGAAUAAGAUGUCUGUAGACACACUGCAGUUCCUGUUGUUUUUGUAUAUUCAGCAGUUGAACAAAGUUUCUUUGCGGACUUCGUUAAUAGGUGAGGAAUGGCCAAGCCCUAGAGCAAAGUCCCCUUCACCAGACCUCGAUGGAAAGGCUAACUCUCAAAAUAAGAACUGGGAUGAUCAGGCCCAUUUGUCUUUUGUACAGACCCAUCUGUCAGAUUUACUUGAACUGCUUCUAGACCCUGAACAACUGACUGCUUCAUCGCACACAGUCCAUGACAGCCUUCUCUCCCCAGACGCAGUGAAAAGCCUUGGCCUCCUUAUUGAGGGCUCAAUUGACAGGAAUCGAUCGGUGGACUCUUUCUUUAGUCUUGCAAUUUGGCAGCCGUUACGGGCAAAAAGUGGUUACUCCAAGCUUUCUGAUAUGUUCUCAUUCAAUAUGUUACAUUCUUGGCUGAAAAACACCCUGGGCCUAAAUCCAUUUGGUAUGUCUGCUUGUUUAAAGUUUGGGAAGAAACUAGCAUGGGCACAACAAGUUGAAGGCACAACAAAGAGAGCAAAGAUUGCCUGCAAUACUCAUAUGGCACCAGAAGCUCAUAAAAUAUUGAUAAUGACCCAGGUCUAUAAACAGACUGUUGCUAAAAGCUCAGAGCGAUUAGUUGGCGCGCAUGUGAAGCUUCAUCGCUGCUGUGAUUCUUAUGUAUACCUUCUUUCUCCAUUGAGAUCUGUAACCAUUGACAAAUGCAGAAACAGCACCUUUGUCUUGGGUCCUGUGCAAGCUACAGUGAACAUACAUGGUUCUGAUAAUGUUAAAGUAAUUGCUGUCUGUCACCGAUUGACUGCUUCCUCCUCUGUAAUGUGUACAUUUCACACCCUGACACCUACACGGCCUGUAAUCUUAUCGGGGAAUGAGAAUCUAACAUUUGCACCAUUUAAUACACAUUAUCCCACGUUGGAGGAUCAUAUGGCAUGGACAGGGCUAGCAACUGUUCCCAACUACUGGAACCAUCCUAUGUGUCUGGGAACCGAAAACAGUGGAGAGAAACUCUUUCAUUUGCUGGCACCUAGAGAAUUUCACAUUUUCACAGUCCCAUUUGAAAUGGAAGGGGAUACCACAGAAAUACCAGGGGGGUUGCCUCUGCCUUAUGAAAAAGCUCUGAGUCGACAGAAACAGAAAUUAGAAAUGUGGCAGAAAAUGAUGAAGGAAGCAGGCCUUAGCAAUGAACAGAAAUAUUAUUUUCAGAAGCUUGUGGAAAAGGAGUUUCAUCAAUGGCUAAUUGAAACCGGACAUCGACAAGAACUGGAUAACUUAAUACCUACUGCUGCAAGUUCAAAACAAACAGCUGGUUAAGGCGACUAUAUUAAAAAAAUGUGGAUAAGAACUUUAGUAUAUUUAUUCCUCACUUUUCACUGAAAGCACUUAAGUUGGCUGUCUAGUGAUCUGUUAUUUAAUUGCAUCUUUCUAUUAAAUUGUAAAUGGUGAAAAAUGUCA